GGCAUCUGCUCCACAUCUCCAAGUGGUCAACUGCAGUCAUCUCAACUAGAAAGGGACCCGCAGCUGCUUCUUUUGAAAAAAGCACGCGCUGCUCCAAUCCGGUCGUCAGCAUGGCCUUACCCAGGAUAUCGACUCCGAUUACGGAGCUUUUUGGCAUUCAACACCCUGUGCUGCUGGCGGGGAUGAACAUCGCUGCGAGUCCGCAGCUGGCGGCGGCCGUAACGAACGCUGGUGGCUUGGGGGUUUGGGGCGGCGUUUUCUACACGCCCAAGAUGUUCAGAGCAAAGCUGAAGGAGCUGAAGGAACACUUGAACGAUCCCAAUGCUCCCUUUGGCGUGGAUCUUUUGCUACCUCAAGUUGGCUCUGGCGCACGUGCCACGAAUUACGACUACACCAAGGGUGACUUGCCCGAGCUCAUCGAUAUCACCAUUGAAAUGGGUGCCAAGCUUUUUGUGAGCGCUGUGGGCGUCCCUCCCAAGUUCGUGGUGGAUAAAUUGCACGCAGCCGGAAUCCCUGUGAUGAACAUGGUCGGGGCGCCGAAGCAUGUGGCGAAGGCACUCGAGGCGGGCGUGGACAUUAUUUGUGCUCAAGGCGGUGAAGGUGGAGGACACACCGGUGACGUCGCCACAAGCAUUCUGAUCCCCAUGGUCGUCGACACCUGCAAAGGAUACAAGUCACCUCUCACAGGAAAGCAAGUGCCCGUGAUCGCGGCGGGUGGCAUUUGCGAUGGCCGACACCUGGCCAUGUCCAUGGCGCUUGGUGCUGAUGCGGUGUGGGUUGGAACACGCUUUGUGGCAUCCGUCGAAGGCGGUGCACCGAAGGGACACAAGGAGGAUGUGGUGAAGGCGGGUGUGCACGACACCCACCGCACCGAGAUCUACACCGGCCGCCCCAUGAGGAUCAUCAAAAACAAGUACUCGGAGAAUUGGGAAGUGGAGCGAAACAAAGAGAUGCGUGAUCUCUUGAAGAAAGGCGUCAUUCCCUACACCACUGAUGUGGAGCUACUCGAAGAGAAGGCGGAGGGAAAGAAGCAGGAUGUGCCCACGCCGGUGGGUGCUGAUGCCAUACAUCCCUGGCUCUGCGGACAGGUGGCGGGAAUGAUCAAGGACAUUCUUCCGGCCAAAACCAUCGUGGAAAACAUGGUGGUGGAAGCAGCAGAGAUGCUCCAAAAGAACGCUACCUGCGUGUCCUUGCCCUCUCGUUUGUGAGGACAGGACCUUGAGUACGUCAGAAAAAUCGGUGUGAAGACCGUUCGCCACUCGGGGAUGAGGAUCCCUGUGAGGCGCCAAGGAUAGACUUGUGCGAUUUCGCCCAGGAGAAGCGGAACACGGCCCCAAAUCGAUGUGAUUGAUCCUC
This is a messenger RNA of Durusdinium trenchii, 1356 nucleotides long. The record is from the annotation of a GenBank genome assembly. Lineage: Eukaryota; Dinophyceae; Suessiales; Symbiodiniaceae.